AUGGGGGAUCUUGGCCACCCCGUCGAUAUCUCCGAUGUGCCUUUCGCACAACGACCCAUCGUCAUCUUGGGUGCCGGAAUUAUUGGAUGUGCUGCCGCAAGACAACUUCUUCUCAAUGGAUUCCCCGUAGUCUUGGUGGCGGAGUAUCUCCCCGGAGACCAGAGUAUCUUUUAUGCGUCUGCUUGGGCCGGAGCAGCAUGGCAUGCGGCUGGGGGCAUUAGCCCUGAAUAUCGGUACUUUCAAGCGAUCACCCAUCGCCAUCUGCUAAAGAUGGCGCAGGAAGACCCUGAGUCGGGGGUUUGUAUUGUGGACACACGCGAGUAUCUUGAAGACCCCCCAACCGAAAACUCUGCGAUAUGGGGGAAGACUGUCGUAUCGAAGUUUCGUGACCUAAAACACGGUGAAUAUCCUCCUAAUUUCUCCUGUGGGUGGGCAUACGAUACGCUCGUCACCGACCCCACGCGCCAUAUGCCUUACCUGGGAAAACAAAUCAAGACGCUCGGCGGUCAGUUCAUUCGGAAACGGGUCGAAUCUCUCCAGGAGCUGUACACAAUGUUUCCCGAAUCGAGCAUCUUCAUCAAUGCAAGUGGUAUAGGGAGCAAGACGUUGAGUGAUGUCCAGGACGAGAAGUGUUUUCCUGAACGAGGACAAAACGUGUUUUUGCGCACCGAUAAUUGCCAGACCAUGUACUUCCGGAACGGCAAGGAAUAUACUUAUGUCAUUCCCCGGCCAUUAUCGAAAGGUGUCGUACUGGGUGGAGUAAAGCAAAGCGAUAACUUGUCUCCCGAAGUGGAUAUGGACAUAGCCCGAGAUGAGAUUGCACGCGCCCAUCGUCUCGCUCCUGAGAUAGUUCCGGAAUAUCCCCCCGAAGAUGCGCUCGAUCACAUCAUUGGCAUCCGCCCGUCCAGGAAAGGCGGUUUCCGCCUUGAAUCCGAAAAAGUGGGAAGCCGCAUUGUCCUCUCCGCGUAUGGAUUCGGUGGGGGUGGAUACGCCUUUUCAUACGGUGUGGCCGAUGCUUUGGCAAAGAUGGUGGAAACGGCUGAGCGGGAGAAUGUGAUUCUGUAG
Molecule: messenger RNA, 1065 nt
Organism: Aspergillus bombycis
Lineage: Eukaryota; Fungi; Ascomycota; Eurotiomycetes; Eurotiales; Aspergillaceae
Product: FAD-dependent oxidoreductase
Exons: 3
Coding region: 1-1065 (354 amino acids)
Molecular function (GO): D-amino-acid oxidase activity; FAD binding
Source: RefSeq, a predicted model, not a curated record